Molecule: messenger RNA, 2974 nt
Organism: Scatophagus argus
Lineage: Eukaryota; Metazoa; Chordata; Actinopteri; Scatophagidae
Product: chloride anion exchanger-like
Exons: 19
Coding region: 235-2412 (725 amino acids)
Biological process (GO): transmembrane transport
Cellular component (GO): membrane
Molecular function (GO): secondary active sulfate transmembrane transporter activity; bicarbonate transmembrane transporter activity; oxalate transmembrane transporter activity
Source: RefSeq, a predicted model, not a curated record
ACUAAAAAUGAAAUGACAUACAAACGCACUGGAUCAUAAAUCUACUUGUGUUAAUGAUUGCACAGAGUUAAGACAAAACUGACACAGAGAUGCAGCUAAUUGCAGAUCAGAGAUCAGAUACACAGAGUCACCAAACUGCAGAGUGGUGCGCAAAGGGUUUUUUUUUAGGAAUCUAUCUCCAGAACCUUUCAUAUUGAACUGAGAUUCAUUUCCAGAGACACUCAGUGCAUUAAGAUGACGACUUUGAGGAGACAGUAUGUGGUGGCCAGAUCCGUGUAUUCUGAGGACAGCUUUGCAGAAGAUCACGAGAAAGUCUACAGGCAACGCAAAACUAUGCUGAACCAUGUGAAAGAGUAUCUAACGUGUGACUCAAAACGGGCCAAGAAUGCAUUGCUCUCUGUUCUGCCGGUCAUUGGCUGGAUGAAGAUCUACAAAGUUAAAGAGUGGAUCCUGGGUGACGUGGUGUCUGGGAUCAGUACUGGACUGGUGGCCAUCAUGCAAGGACUGGCCUUCUCUCUGCUGGCCUCGCUGCCUCCAAGUUAUGGCCUUUACACAGCUUUCUUCCCCGUACUAACAUACUUCUUCUUUGGUACUUCAAGACAUCUAUCUGUAGGGUCCUUCCCAGUCUUGAGCCUAAUGGUGGGGGCUGUGGUGACCCGUUUGGUCCCAGAGGAUGGACCACCAGCCAACAUCACUGGCUUCGAGGGACUGACCCAGGACCAGCAGAGAGUCCUGGUGGCUUCCUCUAUGACCUUCCUCAUGGGGAUUUUCCAGCUUGCCAUGGGUGUCCUGCAGGUGGGCUUUAUUGUUGUGUACCUGUCUGACACUCUGGUGUCUGGCUUCACCACAGCAGCUGCUAUCCACAUCCUGGUGUCCCAGCUCAAGUUCGUGUUAGGGUUGACCGUCCCAGGCAUCAGUGGUCCUCUUGCUCUCAUAUAUACCCUGGAGAAGAUCUUUGUCCAGAUCACCUCCACCAACAUUUGUGACCUGGUGAUGUCCAUAGUGAUCAUGGUGGUGGUGUUUAUUGUGAAGGAGCUGAAUGACAGAUACAAAGCCAAGCUGCCUGUUCCUAUUCCCAUAGAGGUUAUCAUGACUAUCAUAGCUUGUGGAAUUUCCUAUGGCUUCAACUUCAAGGAUAAAUAUGAUGUUGACAUUGUUGGCAAAAUGGUUAGUGGGUAUGAGUCUCCCAUUGCGCCCAAUAUGGAAGUCUUCAAGGAGAGUGCUGUGGAGGCCUUUCCUGCAGCCAUUGUGGGGUUUGCUGUUGCUUUCUCUGUGGCCAAAGUCUAUUCUACCAAACAUGAUUACACCAUUGAUGGGAAUCAGGAGCUAAUUGCAUUUGGGGUUAGCAACAUAUUUGGUGCCAGCUUCCGGUCAUUUGCAGCCAGCACGGCACUCUCAAGGACAGCUGUGCAGGAAAGCUCGGGAGGUAAAACACAGAUUGCAGGUCUGAUCUCAGCCAUGAUGGCGAUGAUUGUAACUGUGGCACUUGGCUUCCUGCUGGAGCCGCUUCCCAGGUCUGUCCUGGGUGCCUUGGUUAUCGUCAACCUGAAGGGCAUGCUGAUGCAGUUCAGAGAAAUCCCGUACCUGUGGAAGAAGGACAAACCAGACUGUGUGGUGUGGGUAUUCACUUGUCUGUUUGCCUGCCUCCUGGGACUGGACCUUGGUCUGGCGGUGGGCUUGGGGGUGGAGCUGCUCACUGUGGUCUUCAGGACUCAAUUCCCCCGCUGUUCUGUCCUGGCUAACAUCCCAGGGACCGACCUCUACAGAGAUCGCAAAGAUUACUUGCAUUUAUUUGAACCAAAGGGAGUAAAAAUCUUCAAGAUACCCUCGCCUAUCUUCUUCGCCAAUAUUGAGUUCUUCAGGGACAAGCUCGUAGAAGCUGUUGGCUUUAACCCUCUGAGGAUUUUGAAGAAGAGGAACAAGGCUCUCGGGAAAAUUAAGAAUCUGUUAAAGAAACAGGACGAUGACUUCACAGAGAAAGGCUUGAGGAACUUAUGCAGCCAGAUGACUGAUGAGCCUUACAUGAAUAUGGAGCAGUUGGAUCAGCCCACUGACCUAAAUGACCUUCGUUUUCGGAUGGACUGGAACGUCGAGCUUCCUCCUAACAUCAAUGUUCCCAGAGUAGACAUCCACAGCCUGAUCCUGGACUUCUCUGCUGUCUCCUUUGUGGACAUCUCUGCUCAGAAGGGACUCAAAAUGAUGCUCAAAGACUACAUGCGUAUUGGUGUGGAUGUGUACAUUGUUUCUUGUGAUGCAUACAUCCUGGAGAUAUUCCACAGCUGUAUGUUCUUCGAUGAUGAGAUUCUGACCUCCACGUUCUUCCCGACGCUUCAUGACGCCAUGCUGCACGUGCUUGAAAAACACAAGGAGGACAAGAGAAAAGGCAGUGCGUUAAAAGAUACCAAACUCUAGAAGAGCAGCUGUCGCCAGGAAGAUCCUUUCAAAAAGUCCAUUCAACUACAGACUGGAUAGAAAUAUCAAAUAUACUGCACCAUUUUGAUCUACUGUACUCACCAUAAUAGCACAACACAAUUUCUGUAUAUUUAACUUUCAACUAAAUAGAAGUCUGAGUAGGGGAUGAGCAAAGUGUCCUUACAGUUGAAGUUGAAAAUUUAAACCUGAAAUUUAUAUGGGUUUAUUCAAAGUUGGUAUAUUUAUUGCUUAUUUUUUUAAAAAAGUAUUUGCAGCCUCAGAAUAGAGCUUCAGAUCCACAGUUUAGAUCACCAGACUAAGAACUAUUUACAGGUUACAAGGAAGUUUUUUAUGAACUUAAAUGAAAAUUCAGUCAUCUACCCAAUGUGGAUUUUUCGUCAUUAUAAGUAUAGAUAGUGGCACAAUUUACUUGGAUGAUACUCGCAAAAAUUACAUUAUGUGUAACAGAUAUUUACUUCAGCUGAGUACUCGCUCAUUCCUACUUCUGUGUUUUAUUUUGAAAUGCCACUUUGGUCUGUUGUCCUCAGUGUCACAGGACAUG